Aureobasidium uvarum is the source of this 1710-nucleotide messenger RNA. NCBI's taxonomy places the organism in Eukaryota, Fungi, Ascomycota, Dothideomycetes, Dothideales, Saccotheciaceae. The record is from the annotation of a GenBank genome assembly.
AUGAACCAGUCUACUCCUGCCACUGAGCCUACUUCUGUAGCUCAAUCCUCGUCGUCAUACUAUCAAACCCCUGUUGGCGCCCAGGCCUUUGCGAACUUCGGUCAUACCCCUUCUGUGGCUCCCAUCCACUCUCCAUCGACUACCGAAUCGCCUAUGGUUCAUCCCAAUCCAUAUGUUCCUCAGCAGAACAUGGUUACCCAGCCUUUCCCCUCGACUGCUUCUCAACAAAUGCCUCCCCCUCAAGACCCCGUCUCAUCCAUCGCCCAUACUUCGGGAGACCAAAAGCCUGGCCAGCCAUUUACUGCUCCCUUCUUCGAUCCUGCCGACCCUUCACUCUUCAAUUUCGAUAUCUCAAGCCUGAACUUCGGUAAUCAUUAUGGUGCUCUAGAAUUCGGCAUGCUUGGACAUAUGAGUUCUGGUGCCGUCGAGACGCCUGAUACCGAGAACAACAACCUAAUGAACUCGAUACCCUACGAUCCGACCAACUCAAACUACUCAGCCACCUUCCCCUACAGUAAUACAGGCUUUACCGACUGGCAGCGCAACACUGAUGGUACCAGACAGAACAGCUCUGGCCAGGUAUUCUCUAUAACAGGUGACAGCAGUUUUGACGGCCAAAUGAAUUUUCCCAACGCUUUUGCCAUUGGUGAGAAUGGUUCUAUGUCUGGAGCAAGCCCCAGCGCCGCCAACAUGAUGGACUUCGGCACAGGAUACAAUUCGAGUCCUGUCGCCUCGGCGCAACACAUGCUGCACAACUCAAGUCAAGAUUAUGGUCGCCAUCAAUCUCGACCACAGAUCAGAAACAGUCUCUCAACCAAUGACAUACACCAAAUACGGCCAAAUCAACAUAGACGACGACGGGAUCCUUCCGACAUAUACACAUCAGUCACCGCGCCAUAUUCAUACACUACUGGCUUCCACGCCUUGACUGCUUGCCUCCAAAGACUAUACUCACCACAAAAGACCGCACGAAUCGCCAGAGCGCUAGCAGCUAUCCGACCUUCAUUCAUCUCCUGCACAAAACAGUUGAAUGUCGACGACCUGAUAUUCAUGGAGAAGUGUUUCCAGAGGACGCUUUUCGAAUACGACGACUUCUUGACGGCUUAUGGAACGCCGACACUCAUCUUGCGCCGUACUGGUGAAGUUGCUGCUGUCAGUAAGGAGUUUUCGCUACUGACAGGAUGGUCAAGAGACGUCCUGCUCGGCAAGGAAGCAAACUUGAACAUCAACAUCGGCAAUGCAUCAGGCCGCCAGACUGGCACCAGCACUAGAGGUACUGUUACUCCUCGUGCCCAAAGCAGUGCAGACACGGCUGGUCGACUACAGCCAGUCCUCCUUCCUGAGCUCAUGGAAGACGACAACGUCAUCGACUUUUACGAAGACUUUGCAAAGCUUGCCUUUGGUGACUCUCGCGGUGUCAUGAUGAAACCUUGCAAGCUUUUGAAGUACAAGACCAAGGAAGACCCCGGCUGGAGUGCAGACCUACUGGCUGAGCGAGAUAAUAGACACAACAAUGGCAAACCCGUCGGACCGCUUAUCAGUGGCGAAUCAGGAAUGAAUUCGCUCGGUGACCGGGACGGCAAGGUGUCCUGCAUGUUCUGUUGGGUAGUCAAGCGAGACGUCUUUGACAUCCCCAUGAUGAUUGUUAUGAAUGUAAGUCUUCAUAUCCUACAAUCAUAUGCGAAAAACAAUACACUGACUCCAAAAUAG